UUUAUCUAAAAUAUUUGAGUUUUCCUCUGUCACAAAAGUGAGCGAAAUAAAUAUCCAGGAACCUGGAACUUCCCAUUUGUCUCACUUGCAUCCCAAUAAAUUUUGGGCUAGUGAUAACUUUUCAAAUCUCAUUCAGUAUGAUAUGGAAGGAAAUAUCUUAUGUAAAAUAUCCACCAGUGUGCCGUAUAUGCAAGGUAACCACACAGUAACAACAGAGGAGAACUUCUUUACACAGAUAUAAAAAAAAAAACAUUGUGUACAAAGUAACUAGUGACAAGUCCAUCAACAAACUACUUCAGACAGGGAAAUGGAGACCUGGAGCCAUCUACUCCUCUCCUAUCAAUGGACACAUACUGGUUGGGAUGAAGAGAAAGUCAGACCAUACAAACAAAAUAACCAGAUACAAAAGAGAAGGGAGGAAGUUACUAGACAUACAGUGGGAUGAAAAAGGACAAAGUCUUUACCAAAGCAUACGCUAUAUCACAGAGAACAUCAAUGGUGACAUCUGUACAUCAGACUAUAAUGCCAGUAAGGUGGUGGUGGUGACUGCAUCAGGGGAGUACCGCUUCUCUUACUCUGGUCACCACUCUCAGUCUGGAUUCUGUCCCUAUGGAAUCUGUACAGAUGUUCUUGGACACAUUUUAGUGUGUAAUAACUAUUUUACAUUUAAUGAGAACUGCUUUAGUGUCCACCUGCUAGACAUUAAUGGUCAUUUCCGGUCCAUCCUUAUCACACAAGAUCAAUGUCCUAAAUAUCCAUGUGCUCUCUGUAUUGAUCAUCAAUACAAUUUCUGGAUUGGGGGAUGGGAAUGUUCUACCGUCUCUGUGUACAAAUAUUUGCAGAAAACAGAAAAAUGAUAUUUCAUUUACUGUAUUAUGUUUAUGCUUAAUCUGUUUGUGUAACAAACAAUUUCUCCUAGUUAGACAGACAUACAUGCAUGAGAAAUAAAUGAUUAACAACAAAGCUUAAUAAGUUUACUGGAAAAUGAAUUUAGUUUAAUACAUGUUUAAAUCCCAGAUUCAACCCAUUUGAUAAUUAAGUGACCUUGUUGUUGAUUGCCUAUAUUUACAUUUGAGUCCAAUAUGACACAAAUAAAAAUCUAGAUUACUAGGCUGUGCCACACAAGUUUUAAGUUCACCUACCUCCAGCAUUUGAUUGUUAUGAAUAAUAUUUGCAAUGAAAUUCCAGAAUUUGUAAUAUACACAUGUAUUAUAGUGUUUUCCCCCAAAUAAUCAUUAUACUGUAGAUUGAAGUACUUUUUUCCGUGUGGUAUAAAUUUACACUAUGUACGCGAUUACAAA
Saccostrea cuccullata (small rock oyster) is the source of this 1301-nucleotide messenger RNA. RefSeq lists its product as uncharacterized. The transcript has a single exon. Lineage: Eukaryota; Metazoa; Mollusca; Bivalvia; Ostreida; Ostreidae. The record is from RefSeq and is a predicted model, not a curated record. The coding region runs from base 363 to 857 and encodes 164 amino acids.